AAACUGAGUUGGCGGUAGGCUUAAAAUUAACAAAACAAAUUGUUUAUACGAAAAAUAGUUGAAAAUGAAAUGAAGUUUUAAGAAUGAGGACAGUUUUUGUUCACUAAGUUGAUCAUUAAUGCAAAUAAAUUUCAUUGUAUAGUGAGGUAAAAAAUGUGCUCUAGGCUACUAACUAUUACUUAUACGUUUUUUUUUAAAAAUGUAAUAAUAAUUCUGAACGGGCAGGCCUGGUUUACACAGCCCUACUAAUAACUAUUAUUAUUGUUUCAAAUUUGCCAAUGAGCCCAAUGGCUAUGCCUAGUGAGCCUAGGUUUCUAAAUCAUAAUUUGAGCUAAUCUGUAUUUAAAUUUUAAGCUAUAUAAGCUUCCAAUUGAGGCGACAACUUUUGAAACAUUUCUGUCUAUUGCCUCAAAUUAAAUCAAUAAAAUACAUUGAUUAUUGAUGGUGGGCCCUUAAAUAAAAACUUAAAAUGUUAAGAAGAAGGGCAUCAAAAUCAAUUUAAUGCAUCAGGUAUCGUUAGUUUUUGAGUGUCUUUGACUCUGUUGAACUUUGUUGACUUUUGAGCAUUUUUACAGGCUACGGCUCUCUCCUACCAGUAGCGCUACUUACUACUGGUUGUAAGCACUUCUUAGAAUUAGGUACACCCCCCCCCCCUUCCCCACCCAACCAAAACACCAGAAAAACUGGUAUCAUAAUUUCAUUGUCAAAAUGGCAACCUCCACUUUUUAAUUUACAUGGGGCUAAGAGGGUAUCGUUAUUUAGCCUUUUAUAUUACUUAAAAGCAAACAUCUUGCUUGCUCUUUUAAGAAUUUAUUAGAUUUUUUUUUCGAGGUUGAAGUUUUGACUUCAAAAAUUAACUGAUCAAUCACUUUUUUUUUUUAAAGAUUUUAUUACAACAAAUUCUAAUACCGGUACUAAUAUAAUUAUAGUAUUAUACAUACAGUGAAAUACGCUUAACAUGAAAAAUGGAUUAACACAAAAUAAAAAUGCGGUCCCCUACAAAAUACGAGGUAUUUUCAUACAUUUUUUUUCUUUUAACAAACAAAAAUUGCUGCACGCGAAAAUAUUUCGCUUCUAUGAAUGAACAUAAUACAUACAUCUGCCUGGGAGAAUGUAGAGGGGUUUAAAGUAUAAAAAAAGGCGGUGUCUCCUGUGAAAGAAGGCUAACUCUGCUUUAAAUAUCGACACCAUAGGGAGAGCCGGUGAGAAGAGACAAUGUUUAUCUAAAUUAAAUUAAUAGCACAAUGGACGAUGUUGAAAAAUUUGAUGCUAUUUAAAGUAAAUAGCGCUGUCCUGACAAAUGCGCUAUAAUAUAUUUCUCAACAAAAAACCUUGAAAUAGCGCAAACGAUGUAAAACUUGAAUUCUACAAGGAUCUAUGUGAGACAUUGUGUUUUUUCCUGCGAAUAACACAUAAUGCCACGCUGAAAACAAAUUAUGUCAUGAACAGGCUUAUUGCAGACUUAUUGCUUCAAUGAUCACACUGUUCCCUGCUGUGUUUCUAAAAUCAUGUGAUGAAAUAGCAUGUUUUCAGAAGUUUGCUUUAAGACUGUGACUGUGGGUUGUGAAUGAAUUAUGGAUAUCGAGCAUAAAUUUCACCACCACACAGCGAAAGCAAGACGGUCAAAAUCGCACCAUGUGCAUAAAGUACAUAUAUUUUUUGGAUGUUCAUAAAAACAGAUUCAUCAAAAGCUGUGGGAAACAUUUAUAUAUGGCACCCUUCUGUCUUCGCGAGACGAUGGAGUAGGUAUGUAGUCCUACACUUCGACGAGUGGCUCGACAAUCUCGACUGCAUUUCUCGCAGGAGAAUAUUGAAUCCUGGUUAUGUUUGUUCUUCUGUAUUGUUCUUUUUGAUGCAAGGGCUUUAUUUCGUGCAUCUUCUGCCUUUUUUACUCCUUCAUACACUGCCAUCCGCCAGCUGGAAUGUUGUUCAGCAAUGAUCUCCGAUUUGUUAUCAAUGUUGGCUUCUCUCAUGCUACUUUUGAAAACGUCCUUAAAUCUCAGGAGUGGCCGUCCAACAAGUCUUUUCCCUUCUGCCAACUCUCCAUACAACAGCAUCUUUGGGAUACAGCCUUCCUCCAUUCUCCUUAUAUGGCCUAACCAGCGAAAGCGCCUCUUGCUAAGAGCGGAGAAUAUGCUAAACAUUUUUGCAUGUUCCAAGACCUCUGUGUUAGUGUUAGGCACCUUGUCCUGCCAUCGAAUGCAUAAAAUGUGGCACAGACAUCUUUGAUAGAACCUGUUAAGUUUCCGCUCAUGACUGUUAUAUGUGGUCCACACUGCACUGCCAUAUAGGAGCGUACUAAGCACACAUGCCUGAUAGACACUUAGUUUUGUUUUAUGGGUUAGAUAGAUAUUAUUCCACACCAGCUUAUUCAGUUAGCCAUAGUUGCUGCUUUUGCGAUCCUGAUGUUUAUCUCUUCAUCAAAGGAGAGAGAACUAGAAAUAUUAGAUCCAAGGAAUGUGAAAUGCUCAACAACUGACAGAUUAUGGCCCUCAAUAGAUAUGAUUGGAGGGGACAGUGCUUCUUUCAUCAUAACAUGUGUUUUCUGUAGACUAAUUGUCAGUCCAAACUCUUUACAAGCACGUGAUAGACAAUUAACCAGCCCCUGAAGACCUUCUUCUGUAUGAGAGGUUAAGGCGGCAUCAUCAGCAAACAGCAGUUGACGAAUUAGUACCUUUUUUACCUUGGUCUUUACACGAAGGUGGGCGAUAUUGAACAGCCUACAUUAUGUCUACAUUUAAAAGUAAAUCAACUGCCUUGAGAAAUUUCUUCUUCUUUUCAAUGCACUAAAGUCUUCUUCUUUUCAAUGCACUAAAGUCUUCUUCUUUCAUAUUAUUGAGUAUGCUUUUUAUUCUGGCUGAACCUGUGAAUAGCCCCACUUUUGCUUUGGUCCCUAGAAUUUGUGCUUAUCAUUGGUUUCACUGUUAACCAUUUUCAGGAGCUGCAGGAAGGGCUUACUAUUUUUAAAAAGGCUGCCACAUCUUGUACAGACAGUUAAAACACUUAUACACUUCACAAAUGCACAACACAAAUGAAAAAUAAUACUACAUUUACAAAUAAAUAAAAAAAUAUAUAAAAUAUAUUUUUAAUUAAGAUAAAAUCAAAACUAAAAAAGUGAAACUCUGUCUAUUGAUCCCCAAACAUGAUAACCUUUGUCGUUCAUUUACUCUACCAGAAGACCACACAGGAUUGUAUCAAAUAGUCACUGCUCAUAACCAAACAACUGAUAUUUGAGCGUUUUCCAUAAAUGACAUCAUGCGUAUGGGGGGGGGGGGGGGUUUUGCAUGUGUUUUUUAAAAAUGUGUGAUUGUUGACUUGUUUAAAUUAUGUGAUAGUUGUGUGUAAGUCUGGAUCAUUUACUCUACCAGAAGACCACACAGGAUUGUAUCAAAUAGUCACUGCUCAUAACCAAACAACUGAUAUUUGAGCGUUUUCCAUAAAUGACAUCAUGCGUAUGGGGGGGGGGUGUUUUGCAUGUGUUUGUUAAAAAUGUGUGAUUGUUGACUUGUCUAAAUUAUGUGAUAGUUGUGUGUCAGUCUGGGGAGAAGAGUCACAAUUUGGAGUGUGCCCUUGACAUCUUUUAUGGAUGGCCUCUUAUCCUUUUGCCCAAAAUAGAUUAAUUGAGGUACCAUACUCUUCCAUGUUUUGUUUUUGUAAUGAGUGAAUUGAACUGUAUCUCAUAUUUAUGAAACUUAGUUUGUAUUUUAUUUAGCUAAGCUAAUUAUUUUUUUUUAAUUUUAGUACCGGUAGGCCUAUAUGCUAUAUAAGUAAUUGAAGCCUGUAUGAUAUAACUUUAAUUUUUUUCAGAACUAAUUUAUUAAGAAAUGGAAGUUGGGAUUCCACAUGUGAGCCAAUUGCAACAGGCUCGACAGCGAAUUGAAAAGUGGUGUGAAUCAGAACUUGAGAUUGUAUUGAAAAUAGUUAAAAUAAAGAAUUCAACAAAUGAGGUGGACAAUCUAAAUAGUGAGUCUUCUAUAUUAUUUUCACAUUGCUCAAAAAAACAUUUUCAGAGAUGUUAGUGAAAAGGCUUUAUAUAAUAGUUUGUGUGCAGAGCAAAGGGUUCAAGUUAAAAAUAAAAAUCAACAGUAUUCCUCUUUAUUCAACUAAGAAACAAAGUUAAAGCUCUAAAUAGUGAUGGUUUUUUAACAAUGAUAUUUAGCUUUUAAAUUAAAUGCCUACCAUAAUUUUGAGAGUUGUUUACAAUUGACUGAUAGGAUGCUCCUUAAUCAAUUUUUUAAAAAUAAUAUCAUGUGACUCUCACUUUCAGAACAAAUUCAAGACUUGAUAUCCAAAAUUAAAAGUCAGCAAAAGAUAAAGAAAAAAGGUUAGAACAGAAUGAAUUGAUUUGUCACAUUUGAGUGGAAACUUUGGAGUAUAAUAACAGAAGUAUAUUUGAAAGUAGGGUAGCACAGAUUGGCAAAUUAGAAGAUGGCGGAACAUUCGCGAUGUUAAUAUUUUAUAUUUAGUUUAUUGAUGCCUACUGAAUGGCUGAUAUAAAUUUUAUAUAAUUUAUUGUACUCUUUCAUAAUUAAUGGUAAUGUGGGUACGGGUAAAGCAUAAUAACAUUAAAUGGCUGAAGAAAUGGAAGCCAGAGUUUCUCAAUCCUCAUAACAUGAAAAAUUUGUCUCUGAUCACCAAUGCCACUUAGUUUACAGGCUAAUAAGCACCCAGAAAAACUGUUCGCUUUACAUAUGUAAUUAGCGUAUGCACGGGUAGCACAGAUUGGCAAAUUAGAAGAUGGCGGAUUUACAUACAUAUGUAAUUAGCUUAUGCAAGGUUUGAGGGAACUUUUUUAGCUAUUAUUCAAAAAUAUAUUUGUUCACGCCGAAAAACCCCUGAUUUAUUUAUUACACAAUAAAAUCAAAUUUCUUUUUUUUUUUUUUAGAUAUGGAAUAUGUUAUAAAAAGCAGUUUAACCUACUUUGUUAACAUUUUUUACAGUGUUAUUUCUUAAUAAAGUUUUACAUUUAUUACUUAGCCUACAUCAGUAAAGUUCAAGUGCAAAAAGAACUGCAGUCAGAGUGUGAGGUGAAACGAUCAUCCAGAGCUGGGAAGGAGAAGCUAAUUGCUACUCUGAAGGAGGAGAUAACACAUCUACAAGUACAACUUGACUCUUUCAAAAAAAGUAUGUUUUUGUGUGUGUUGACCUCUUGAUUUAGAUUUAUAAGCAAAUAAACUAUGAAUGGGAAGUCUUUGUGAAAUCUAAUUUUUUUUUUAUUAAAAUUUUAAGAAUGCAAAAUAUUAUGCAAGAAAUAUAAAACUAAAUACUUUAUAGUUGGAAUAGUUUCUCUAUUUCUCUAAUUUUAUGAAGGAGGCACCCAUUGCGAUGAAAAGUUUAAACUUUUGGAAGAAGAGGAAGUUCUUUCGUGCAAGCUCCUGGGACUCCAGAUUAAAAAAGUUAAAGGUAAUCAUGCAGUCUGAAGCUUUACUGCAUCUUGAUUUAUCAUGAUCUAACAAGUCGUAUACGUUUCUUAGUUUUAAUUGUUGCACCAAUUAUAUCAAAUGCUUAGUUUCAUCAUGCUGAAAUUGCAAAGCAGAUGUUACAUUAUUUUAUAUUUAUCAUCGUAGGUCCCUGGUUGCAGUUUGUCUUUACACAGAUUGAUGUCAACAAACCUGAGUCAUGUUGCUUCUUUUUGCUGAAAAUAGAUGAAAGCCGUAAAUAUAUAGGUAUGGCCCACGUACAUCCUAAAUGAAAUUUUGGUUUUAGCCUACAGUCACACAUAAAUAUAUUUUGGUGUCUUAAACUAUUUUUUUCUUACAUGUAAAAAAGAAAAUACACAUAACUUCUUGUUAAUUUUGUAUGCUCUAAGAAUGGUGAUUAAAUAUAUAUAUUUUUUUUUUUUUGGUAUUUCCAGUGGGGGAUUGUCAGCCCAAAGUAAGAGACAUAGACCAACUUUUAGAAAGACUCAACUCCACAAACAACCUCAGAGCUUUUGUCCAUGCCAUGAGGAAAAGAUUUGUCAGUCAUGUGCGAUAAUAAUUGUAAUGUAUUUUUUUUUUUUUAUAUUUGACCAUAAAUAUAGCCAGCAGUUUAUAUAUUACAGAUGUUCAGAAAAUACCAAAUCACUGUUACAAGUUUUUUAAUUCAAAAUUAAAACAUUACACUGAACAAAAGAGUUACUAAAAAUCUAAAUGAUUGUACUUUAAACCAUAAACAUUUCUGCCUGUCAGUGACAAUAAUUUUACACAAGUGCGAAACAAGAUUAAUGGCUUUGGUGACAUUGUAUGAUUUUUAUAACCACUAUAUUCUGUUAAUUAUGUAUGUUCCGGUUAUGUUUACAGCUGUAUUUUAAGGAAGACAAAUGUAAUAAUAUUGAUUUGCUGUACAUUAAGACUUCUAAAAGUAAUUUAUUUGGCGUAAAGACCUUAUUCAUAGUCUGCUCUCUAGAAUAAGAUACAGUCUAGUUCCAUCCCUACUAAAACUACUUAAUAAUGUCAUAGGAACUGAAAAAACUUUGGCUUAUGUGGUCAAGGAGACAAAAAUGUAGUUAAUCAUUGGUAAAUCAAGAUUCCAAUUGAAACAUCCAUUGUCAACUUUUUAAUUUUGCAUAGUCCAUGUUUUAAGUUUAACACAACUCCUUUGAUUGUCUAAACUAGGAGAAAAAAAGUUUAUUGGAGUUUGUAUUAUUUCAUUUUAACCAUGAAUUACUACUUAAGCAUAUGUGAAAAUAAAAAUAUUUGUAAUCCCAGCUACAUGAACAUGCCUUCAUAAAAACUCAUUUCAAUUACAGCCAAACUAUAAUGUUCUCUUACAGAAAUUGUAGGUGUCUUUGAUCUUACAGUUACAGAGAGAAAUAUAUUUCAAUUCUGGUAACUUUUGAAAUUUAUAAUUUUUUUUUUUUUAAAGUGUGUGAAACUCCAUUUACUGUUCUUUUAAAAAAUCUGUCCUUGAUCUUUGUUGAAGUAAUUUUACCAGGACAAGGUAUUUGUAAAAAUAUGGGUUUUUUUUGUUUUUUUUAAGUAAUUUUAUCAGGACAAGAUAUUUGUAAAAAUGUGUCUUUGUGAGACUUAUCUAGAUGUGUUGAGACUGAUAAGGGUUUUUUUAUAAAGACUUUUUAAUUGUAUUGAAGUACCUUGUGUUGCAAGGCUGCAAGAUAUUUAUGAAUCAAAGCAACUUAUUUUUACCAGAUGUAACAUGCUUGAAACUAUUGCACACAUAUUUUUGUCUCAUUUGCCAGUUUAAAAAAAAAAUUCCUUAACUUUCUUUAUAAAUUAAAAUCUCUGAAUAAAUAAAGGUUGGAAUGACUUAAUGAAAAA
Molecule: messenger RNA, 7256 nt
Organism: Lymnaea stagnalis (great pond snail)
Lineage: Eukaryota; Metazoa; Mollusca; Gastropoda; Lymnaeidae
Source: the annotation of a GenBank genome assembly